UACAAUGCAAUAAAAAACGAGGUUAUGUGCAUAUACGUGAUUGUACUAUUAAGGAUUUUAAAAGCGUGAUGUUUAAUCCGCCUAAAUAAUAUAAAAAAGUGUUUAAAUAAUUUAUAUUAAUUAAAAUAGGUAGUAAAAUAUUUAACCGAAGAGUGAGGAGUAAGACGAAAAGUUACUUGUGCAAAAUAUCGUGCAUUAGAGUAACUUCAACUGCAGUUUUACUACAUUACACACAUAAUCACUUCAUCACUGAUUAGUCAGAAAGUUUAUCGAGAUAUCCAAAUGAACACUACAUUCAUUAGAUCAAACAGAAAGUGAAAAUUGCAGCAUACGAAAGAAUAGUAAUAAGAUACAUUAAAGAAAUAAGUGUACAAUAAAAAUGGAAUUUUGCGAUAGAGUUAUUAGUGAGCCAUGUACAGUAAGUAGUGAAAAAUUUUGGAAAGCUGUAAAACUAUUGUUAAACAAUGGUCAAUUUAUUAAUCGAAGAAUUUUUUAUUCCCUACAACUUGUCAUGUUUCAAUUGAAAAAUAUUGAUAGUACAGACAUUUUCAAAUGGUUUAUGAGCUUUACAAACGAUGUUGUAGAUCCAAAUGAUAUCGAAGAUAUUAAAACAGACAUCGAACAGUCUUUGAUAAAUUUAAAUGGAAAAUGUAAUAUGGAUAGUUUAAUUAUUAAAUCGGAUGAUUUAAAAGAUAUCGAUUACUUACAAAGUAAAGACAACGUAAUUUAUCUUCACUUUGCCAAGUUAUUACCUCGUAGUGAUAAGUUCUCGCCGACGCUACAGCUUUCACUGAUUGAUAUAAACAAUAAUUCCGUUACACAGUUUUAUCAUAAGUGUUGCAAGAAUGGCGAGAAAGAAAACUUAGGUUUUCAAGAUCCUUAUCAGAUAACGUAUAGAAAUAAUUGUAUUUCAAUUUUUGUAGAAAAUUUAGAGAGCUGGAAAGGCAGUAAUUUGAUGUGGCUAAGAAGCAGCUUUUCUCCUAAAUUGCUUAGGUGGAUUGUUAACGAAGAGCCAAAGCAGAGUGGAGUUAACGGUUCCUUGAAACUUAUAGAUUUGGAGCUCUAUACAAAUUUGUAUAGUAAAUUGAAGGUAAAAUAUGGAAUGGAAAUGGUGAGAAUAUGGCCAGAAAGUACGGAUCCAUUAAAAUUUGUUUACGAAGAUAUUGCCAUUGCGACAUACUUGUUAUUAUUGUGGGAGUCGGAAAGGGAAAAGUUGAACAUUAAGGAAAAGCAAUCAUUUUUAGACCUGGGCUGCGGUAAUGGCUUACUUGUGCAUAUACUCAGUAACGAAGGUCAUCGAGGAUUUGGAAUCGACCUACGUAAGAGAAAAAUUUGGGAUCUCUAUCCAAAAACUACAAAAUUAGAGGUUCAAACAAUUAUUCCAUCUUCGAAAAGCUUAUUUCCAGAAACGGAUUGGUUAAUAGGCAAUCAUUCCGAUGAACUAACACCUUGGAUUCCUGUAAUAGCUGCAAGAAGUUCUUAUAAAUGUCGGUUCUUCUUAUUACCCUGUUGCGCUUAUGAAUUCAAUGGUAAGAAAUAUCAAAGGGGAAAUACCGCUUCUAGUCAAUAUUCAGACUACAUGAAAUACAUUGGCCAUGUGAGCAGAAUGUGCGGCUUUAAAGUAAACAUUGACAGAUUACGAAUACCCUCGACCAAAAGAAUUUGUUUAAUUGGCACCGAAAGAACCUAUUUAUUGUCCGAAAGUAAUUCGCAAGAUCUUAAGAUACGAAAAAUGAUAAAUGAUAGGUGUAAGGAUAGCGAUAACGAGGGCGCGUGGUCUAGUAAAUUCACGCCUCGUGAUAACGUAGAGAAAGUAAAAAAUUGCACCCAAAUUGAUAAAAGCUUGAUAUCUAAUAUCAUCGACAUCGUGGUUAAGCUGCUUCUAUGUAAAAUGCGUAAAAUCGAUGUUUCCAAUCAAGAAGUGAAAAAGACGUGGAAUGCCGGCGGUGAAAUUUCAUUGGCUGAACUAGCUGCGACAAUAGGUCCGGAGACGAUGAAAAAAUUGAAAAGCGAAUACGGGGGCUUGCAAACAUUGUUAAAGAAUAACAGUAAUAUUUUCAAAGUCGAUUGUGGAAGGGUGAGAUUUCGCAUUCCAGGCAAGGACGCAGUCGGCCAAAAUAAGAAAUUGAGAAUGUCAAGUGCGAAUAGGAAAGUAAAGUUUUGUUGGUUUCAUGAGAAACAUCCUGAUGGAUGUCCACUGACGGAAAAUCAAUGUAACUUUAAACAUUAAAUAAAAAUUACUUUAUUCAAUUGUAA
This is a messenger RNA of Ceratosolen solmsi marchali, 2256 nucleotides long. RefSeq names its product probable tRNA (uracil-O(2)-)-methyltransferase. The transcript has 3 exons. The record is from RefSeq and is a predicted model, not a curated record. Gene Ontology annotation, biological process: tRNA methylation. Lineage: Eukaryota; Metazoa; Arthropoda; Insecta; Hymenoptera; Agaonidae. The coding region runs from base 380 to 2230 and encodes 616 amino acids. Gene Ontology annotation, molecular function: tRNA (uridine) methyltransferase activity; metal ion binding.